Messenger RNA from Oncorhynchus masou masou (cherry salmon), 5211 nucleotides. Its product is annotated as M-phase phosphoprotein 9-like. The transcript has 23 exons. The coding region runs from base 148 to 4155 and encodes 1335 amino acids. NCBI's taxonomy places the organism in Eukaryota, Metazoa, Chordata, Actinopteri, Salmoniformes, Salmonidae. The record is from RefSeq and is a predicted model, not a curated record. Gene Ontology annotation, cellular component: centriole.
CAUUGUGCUGCAGCACUGCUUGCCCGAGUAAAAACUACAUUAGAUGCAGUAGACUAGCUGGUUAGUAUUGUUGAGAGGCAAUAUGGGUGAAGUUACGUUACAAGUUAACUGGUAUCAUACUCUUCCCCAGGUCGUGAGUCCAUAAGCAUGUCCACAGAUGACACUAUCUCUGAGGAUGUUUCAAGCUUGAGCCACUGCCUUGGCGAUGCCAACGGGGAAGGGGGCAAGGAGAGUGAGUCCUCAGAGGGCACCUCAGCAACCUCGGGUCUGGGGCUUGGGUUGGGGCUAGCCGUGCCGGAGGAAUGCAAAAUCACCUCCAAGACUGCAGGGGGCGCUGUGGAUGGGAGAGCUUAUGACAUGACCCCAGCAUGCAGCCUCCCCCAGAAUAUCAGGAGUCUGUGUCUCAGUACAGAGGAGGCCUUUGUGUCUGGGAAGUGUCUUCCCUUCAUCAACCCCUCCUCCCUGGAGACCCUCAGUGCCCUGGUCCAGGAGAUACAGAGUAGUGGGGAGACUGACCCGGAGAUGUGGAAGGACUGUGAGGGCCGAUGGCUGCAUCUGUUUCAGCUAGUAGAGAAACAAUACCAAGAGCAGAUCUUGGCUCAGCAAGAACAGUACCAGUGCCAAAUACAGCUGAUUCAAGAUGAGAUCAAAGCCUUAGUUCAGCUCCAGAACCGCCAGACCAGCACACAGACGCACCACGAUUACCCAUAUACCCCUACUGCUACCACCAACACACAGACACAUCACGAUUACUCAUCUACUCUGUCUACUGUCACACAGACACACCCAGACUACACCUCUUCCCCUGUUGUUACUACCAAGGACUACCCUUCACCCCCCACUUCCAAACCCAACCACCCCUCAACCUGCACGGACCUUCCCAAUGGGAACUCGCCCCUCUCUGCUCCCCUCACCUCCCUCUUUGUCCCCCAACCCAUUUUGAGCUCCACCUCCCCUCAACCCCCACCCCCCCGGCCAGAGCCGGUCACCCGAGGAGAGAGGUGUGCUUAUGGGGCAGGGACGGUGCUAUGCAGUGGGUACGGGACCCUGUCGGCCUGUGGCACAGUGCUGGAGGGGACAGUGACUCUGGGGGGAGCAGAGGAGACUGGCCAGAUCGAAGAGGAGCCUAGCUGGUCCCUUCACCUCCAGGACGACACAGACAUCACUCUGAUUGGCCAGGAGGGUCAACAGAGGAGCGCCUCGGCCAAUGAGGUGGCUCCUAGACCUAAUCCUAGUCCACCACCUGAGCAGCAGAGAACCUCCAGCCAACCACUGACAUCCUGGGCUCAAAGACAGAGAUGCAGCAAACCCAAGAAGAGCAGGCUAGGGCAGGCCCAACAUCCCCAGGCCUCCCCCUCACCCCUUCAGGCCCCGUACCUGGGCCAGAGCGACCCUCAGUCCUCUUCCCCCCAGGAGCAGCAGCCCAGCUCCAGGAAGAGCCCCAGAGACAGCCCCCUGGACGACACUGACCUCCAGGACCAGCAUGGGUGGGCUGCUCCCUCUACCAACUCCUUCCCUCUGAGGAGGAGUGACAGCCUCAUGUCUGAGGUCUCAGGUCUGACAUACUGGCGUCUGGAUGAGAGUGAACUCUACUGCCCUCUACCUGACAGCUUUGACAGUGGAGCCGACCUCCUGCUGCAGGAGGCCUCUAUCAGUCUGACCUCUCCAGAGGAAGAGAAGCUGUCUCUCAGAGAGAUCUACCACAACAAGCAGAGAACUGAGUCCAAACGCACCAACUGGGACCUCUCUCGCACAUGCAGCCCCACAUCACCACAGGUGUUAACUCUAGAUCCCACUGUUCACCUCCGUCAGUCAGACCGGACCUCCGGCUUCACCUCGCCCUCCCACUUCAGCAGCCCAUCGUACCCCACCCUGCCGCACCUCUACCCCCGCGUUGGCACCCCCUGUACCCCAGUUAGCCCAGCCAGCAUGGCUGAGGGCAGUGCCAACCCCGGGGACACAGACUGCCCCUCCAAUGCCUCUAGCCUCUCUGCCACCGCACCUACCCCAGCCAGGGUAGCCUCUGCUCAGAUAAAACUGGCCCCAUCAUCCCCCUCUACUUCCAAGCCCCUGGUGCUCCCCAGCAGCCAGCAGCGCAAAGCCUUGGCCACUCAGGCCAGCAAGGAGGAGUGGAGCCACACACACACCAGCAACCUGAUGAAACUGGCUGUGUCUGGAAAGCACACGCACUCCCACACACUCUCCCGGGGCAAACCUCGUAUGGAGAAAGCGGCAUCGCUGGAAGACCCUGUGGUCGUCUCUCUGCUGAGAGAGAAUCUGAGGGAGAAACACUGUCGUCAUGUAGCUGAUCUGAAGGCUUACUAUGAGGCGGAGAUCAAACUCCUCAGAGACAAACUGGACCUGAGAGACCUGCCACACGACCUAGAGCAGAGCAACCGCGCACUCAGACAGAGGUGUGCUCAGCAAGAGAGGGCUCUGUCUGAAGCCAGCAGCUGUAUCCAGGAGCUGGAGAACAAGAACUCCAUCCUGGAAAAGCAACUGGCUGACUGGCCGAUGCGCUACGACACAGCCUGCUCCACGGCAACGUCCCUGCAGCAGCGAUUGGACGGAAGCAGGCGGUCAGUCAGAGAGAAGGACGCCUCGGCUGGCCGCCUCAGGACCCGGGUCCGGCAGCUAGAGGAGGCCUUGGAGAACGCCUGCAGAGAAACGGAAGAGAAGGAGGCCAGGAGGGAGAGGGAGUACAAGAUGCUGCAGGACCUUCUGGGGGAGUAUGACUCUCUGAGGAAAGAGCACGAGGGCGUGAAGGACAAUCUGGUGUCUUCAGAGAACCAGUUGUUUGAUGCCAACGAGCAGAUCUCUAGACUAAACAGGGUGAUCUGUAAGAUGGAGAGCCAGGUGAAUCAACUGGAUUAUGUGAACCAGGCCAGGAGUCGCCAGGCCGUCCACAACCACACACAGUCCUCUGGAGCUGGUCUGUACCACCAUCCGGACCUGCUGCUGUCCGCCAGCAAACACCCUCGCCAACCAGAAUCCACAUAUAGGAUAUCUCCUUGCCCUCAAACUGACCAAUCACAUAGCAUCAGGAAGUCUCCUCUUCCUCAAACUGACCAAUCGCAGAGUUACAGGAAGUCUCCCUGUCCUCAAACUGACCAAUCAGGCAACCCGGGACACACUGGCAGCAGAAGGUGUUCGUCCCCUCCAGAGAAUGAGCAGCCCCAGAACCAGGGUGGGGGUAUGAGGGAAGCUCGGGGGCCUCUGACCCCACUGAUGAGGGCCCUGAUAGAGCUUGAGGAGACCAGGACCACUGAGGGCCGGGCCCCCUGUAAGACCAGCCACAGUACCACUGACUCACUUUCACUGGCCUACUGUAAGACACAGUCCUCAUCCCACAGGUUGGGCAGCCGGAGGCCUACUGUUGGCCUUUUAGAGAGAAACCACAGAGAACCACAAACACAGGACCGUGACAGGGCUAUGGAGGAUGUGGCUGGCCUGGAGACGGGAAUGUCCGGGACAGUCAGGGGUGUGCCUCUGCUGAGAGCCCAGAGAAGUCUCUCUCCAGAAGGCCACAGGUCCUCUUCUCUGCCCCCCCGCACCCAGAGGACCACCUUCCCCCCUACUACACCCACUAAGAGGGAGACCCUAAUGAUGCCUCUGUCAGCUAAGUCCAGCCCCAAACGCUGCCCUGCAGAGAACUACUCCACUGCCUUUGGCAACCCACCACCACGACAACAGCUACGCAACAGGUUUGACGUGGCGUUAGACCAGAGACGCCACUCCUUCCACAACUCCAGCCCCAGGAAGAGACUGUUCCCAGAAGCCUCCCAGCGGUCGUCUGGUGGCUCAGUGGAGUCCUCAGGCAGUGUUGUCCCCCAGGAGGGUGUCUUUGGGCUGGGCUGGCAGGAGCAAGAGACUGUGGGGUCAUGCUCAGACCUCCAGGACCCAGGGACAGACCUCCAGACCAGGCUCCACUCCCUGGCCGACGCUGAGAGGAUGUUAGACGAGCUCACUAUGGAGAAACAACAGAUUGAGUCAGCGUUGAGCCGGAUGCCUGGAUCUGGUGGGAGGGUGAGCCUGCAGACCAGGUUAGAUGAGGUGGCCUUAGAGAACCGUCUAGAGAGAGUAAACCGUGACCUGGGUUCCAUCCGCAUGACCCUGAAGAGGUUCCACGUUCUACGCUCCUCUGCCAACAUAUAGCAAUGUUUUUAUUAGAUGACAUCAUAGAGUUUUUCUGGUCAGUUUGCAUGGUCAGGAAAUACUCCUGGUCCAAGCUAUAGAUGACUAGAUAUCAACUCUCCUAGUUAUAGAACUAGUUAUAGUUUUCUGUGCUGUAGAUUGAUACAGAGCCCAUAUUGUUCUCUCUUAACUCUCUGUAUCAUGACCCACAGUCUUUUCUACACAUAUAACUCAGGGAUAUUUUUCUAUGUGUUUGAGAGCUCACUAUUUGUGGAGUAUAUUUUUUUUUUAAAUGCUCAGAUUUGUAAAGUCGUUUACUUUUUUUUUUUUGGAUGUUUAAAAAAUACAAAUAUGAUAUGCUUUGCUUGCCAUAUUCAGGUCAAUUAUGUCGAUUUUUCAAUAUGAAUGGAAGAACCUCCUAAUAUCCAGCAGAGACAUGUACCCAUCUGGAAUGUGCCACUGCCACCUCUGUCUACAUUUUUAUGCAUUGUUUUAAAAUGUUUUAUUCAUCGCACACCGCAUACAAUUGUAUUUAUUACAUUGCAUUUUUAUGUGUUCAUUACAAUGGUGCAUUUAAAAAAAAAAGUUUUUUAUAAAAAUAAUCUUUAUAGCCUACAAUGUUCAAUUCUACAAGUUUUGUAUUACCCAGCUAGUAUUAUAUUCUUCAGUUUCACCAUUACUUGAUAUUUUACAAAAACCUUGUACUGUAGCACAUUUUUAAUUGCUUUCCUUUUUCCAUUUUUAUAUAUAAUUUUUUUAUCUCCUUUGAACAUUUGUUUUGUGUUAAUUCCAUGUAGUGAAGGGAGGGAUUUCACCAGUACCUAACCACCCUCUCUUCUCUCUAUACUCUGGAUCUCAUGCAAAAACCAAACCAGCACACAUUUGAAAUAAUAAACACACACAAGUACACUGCUCCACAAAUUAUUAUAAUGCAUGUUAGUUGCACUGUUUCAGUUUCUUUGGUCAAAUUGUGUUUUAUUAAAAAAUGUUGCAGUUUGCAAUGACUUGAAAUGAACCUCACUGGAACAAAAAAUGCACUGUUUGCUCACAAUAAAUAAUACUUACAUUAUUACAACA